Engraulis encrasicolus (European anchovy) is the source of this 8084-nucleotide messenger RNA. RefSeq names its product ankyrin repeat and fibronectin type III domain containing 1 (gene ankfn1a). Gene Ontology annotation, molecular function: protein binding. Gene Ontology annotation, cellular component: spindle. NCBI's taxonomy places the organism in Eukaryota, Metazoa, Chordata, Actinopteri, Clupeiformes, Engraulidae. The record is from RefSeq and is a predicted model, not a curated record. Gene Ontology annotation, biological process: establishment of mitotic spindle orientation; regulation of establishment of bipolar cell polarity. Bases 398 to 5110 code for a protein of 1570 amino acids. The transcript has 25 exons.
CCUCUCAUCUCAUCUCUCCCUCAGCUCCCCGACGCAAUUUGGGACGAACUGAACAGGGGGGAAGACAAACCAUUUCCUGCAGCUUCGCUUGGUGCCCCAACUGAAGACAGUCCGUUUGAAAGCCGAGAAGCUACCUGCCCUGUCCUGCCCUGCGAGAAGAGAAGAGAGGAGAAGCGAGGGGUUAGCUGAAGGCUACUGUAGGCUACAAUACGCCGUGGUGGACCGCUGGCUUCAAAGCGAAAGUUAACUUCCUAAAGAGCGCGCCCGCCCGCACGCGCGAGAGAAAUAGAGAGGGAGCGCGAGCAGGAGGAAGUUCAAAGGGAGUUCUAAGUUCUAUUUGUGUGUCGCGAGUAUUGGAGGCUGCUGAGAUGUCCAUGCGGACCGCAACAGGCAUGUCAUGACGGACAGAACAGAUGUGCGAGAGAGCAGCUCUUAUAUGCGAUGGCUGAGGAUGUCAUGUGAGUCGGAGUCUCGAGCGUCAUCAUGCGUCUUCCAGACGGCCGAGGAACGAGACGAGAUCCCAGGCAUGGGAGACGACAGUGUUCUAGAGAUGUUGAGCUACUCCAAGUUCUCUGAUCUGGAGGCGUGGCUCUGCAUGCCCUCAACGCUGUUUCCAAGGACACAGUCGUCAUGGACCCUGUCACCACUCACCAGCGACGGAGAAGGAGAGGGGGACACCCAGCCAGACAACAGGUCAUGUGACAAGAGCUCUGCCAAUCAGGCCCAUCUCUCAGAGAGGAGUAGCCCCUCCCCUCCCUCUCCCACCUCCUCUCUCCUCUCUCCUCCCUCAUCUCUCCUCUCUCCCUCCUCCUCUCUCCUCUCUCCCCCCUCUCCCAUUUCUCCUUCCACAAGAAUGUCUCCCCUCACCUCGACUCCUGCUACCUCCUCCUCCUCUUCCUCUUCAUCAUCAUCUACACUCAACUCCACUACUACUGCCCUCGCCUCCUCCCUCCUCUCCUCCUCCUCUACUACCUCUUCCUCCUCCACUCCCCUCCUCUCUUCCUCCCUGCUCUCCUCCUCCACUCCCCUCCUCUCCUCCUCCCUGCUCUCCUCCUCCACUCCUCCCCUCACCUCCUCCUCAAGGGGGAGUGGGCGGAAGAGGAGACGAUUAGCUGCCAGCCCUGGAGGUCUGCAUUGGGACGCAUCAGGUGCCGUACUGAGAGACUAUGAGCGUUCUGAUGGAGGGCGGAGUGGGGGUGGAGUUCGAAUCGUCGUGGGAACAGCUAACCACUCCCACUUGUCGUCCUCCUCCUCUCCCUCCUCUCCUCCAUUCAUCUAUCGCUCCUCUCCUCCCUCCUCUCCUCCAUGUGUGUACUCCUCCACCUCCACCUCCUCCUCCGGAGCUCCAGGAGUAGAGGCUGGUGUCAGGACUAACCUGCCUGUCCGGAAGGCUCUCUCUGUGGACGACUCUCUGCUGCUCUGCCCCCCUCAUCACCCACACCAACGGAUACUCACACGCCUGGACAAGGGACGCAAGAAACUCAGAAACAUACAUAGUCUUGGGUCGACGGGGCGAUACGAACCUCGCAAGAAGUCGGACAGUAAGAUCCAGCGUUUGGCCCAGCGUCUGAAUCGCCAUGGUGACGGAGCGCUGAUUCGGGAAUUCCGCCCGCUGCUCUUCCUGCCUGGAACGCCGGGAACAUCCCAAAGCCUAGACAGGGGUCUGUCGGCGAGCAGCAUGACGCAGCAGAUGCAGAGCCUGCAGCUGACCCAGGGGGGGCGGAGUCGAGUUGGCCCUGCCUCCCCCAGCGCGGCAAAGCGCCUCUACAGGAACCUAUCAGAGAAGCUGAAAGGAGGACACGCCUCUUUUGAGGACGGAGGGUACUUCUUUGGACGCUCGCGCAAGGCCUCGACUCUACAGAGUUCUGAGGUGUUGUUUGACGCGGUGGAGCAGCAGGAUCUGGACGCUGUGCAGAUGCUCUUGUACCAGUACACAGCUGAGGAGCUGGACAUGAACACCCCCACCAGCGAAGGGUUAACUCCGCUCGACGUGGCCCUGAUGACCAACAACGCACCCAUCGCACGACUGCUGAUACGCGCAGGAGCCAAGGAGAGCCCACACUUCACCAGCCUGGAGAGCAGAGAGGCACACCUCAACACCUUAGUGGAGGAGGCCGACAGGCGGGCGGGCGAGCUGGCCAAUCAGGUGAUGCGAGAGACGUUGACCUUGGACUCUAGCGAUAAGGACAAGCAGCUGAAGGCCUGGGAGUGGCGCUGCAGGCUCUACAAGCGCAUGAGGACCGGCUUCCAGCACUCACGCGCCCCCGACGCUCCGGUUGACGUGCGGCUGAGUGUCACCAGUAGCUCCUCCCUCACGGUCACCUUCCAGGAGCCCAGCGGACUAAACAGCGCCGUCGUCACCAAGUACAGAGUGGAGUGGAGCUGCCUGAAGGACUUCUCCCAUCUGGCCGGCGAGAUGCUGCUGGAGAACCUGCAGACGCUGAAGUGCACCAUCACCGGCCUCACUACAGGCCGGAUGUACUAUGUCCAGGUGUGUGCCUACAACAUGAAAGGCUGGGGGCCCCCACAGCAGUCAACCCCUCCCUCUGCAGCUCCCUCAAAUUGGAAGGACGUUGAUGGUCGGGAGGCGAGGAGGCGUGGCCACAUCGAGGCGAUGGAGCGACUACUCCAACAGGUCCGAGCCACACACCAGCAAUACAGCUGCCCAGACCCGUCUAAGCUCCAGAAUUGUCGUAAGCAGUCGGUUUCCAGAAGUUUGAAGCAUCUCUUUGCUUCCUCGUCCAAGUUCGUCAAGACACUCAAGAGGGGGAUAUACGUAGCAGCAGUGUUCUACCAUCGUGACAGUGUGUGUGUGACGGGUGAAGACCACAUCCCCAUCGUAGAGGUGGACGACUCCUACAGCAGCUCAUUCAUGCAAGACUUCCUCUGGUUCACCAAGCUCUCCUGUAUGUGGGAUGAUGUGCGGUGGUUAAGGCAGAGUAUGGCUGUCUCCUCCUCAUCCUCCACGACACUACAGGCAAGGCAGAAGAUACUCAACGCAGUCGGACAACUACAGAAUCUCCUUGGUACCCAUAAUCUGGGUCGUGUGCACUACGAGCCCAUUAAGGAUCGUCAUGGUAACCUGUUGUUGUUGUCGGUGCGUGAGGCUGAGGGAAGCUUCUCCUUCCUGAGCAGCAAGUGGCUCCAGGUCUCCAAGCUGCAGAGCCAACGCAAGUCACUCUCCACACCUGAGGAACCGUACGCACUGGAUAUACUGCUGAUUACAUUACAGGACAUUGUGGCGUACCACAGGCGUAGUGUCCAGCGCUUGUCUCCUGGUCUGUACCUGGGAUACCUGAAGCUGAGCAGUUCUGUUGACCAGAUCAGAGUCCUUGUGCCCCAGAGAACGCCCAACAUGUUGUGCCACACACGACUACGGGACAACAGUAACGUCUCCAGGGAAGAGUGGGAAUGGCUGCAGAGUUUAUCAGGGGCGGAGUUAGAUAAGCCUGAUGAUGCAGUGGAUAACUCCUCCCCCUCAGGGAGGCCCAUCCCCCUGCAACAGGAGCUGCAGACGGGCAUUCGGAGUCUACUCAGACAGAUCAACAUCCCACUCACUCAGGCGCAGCAGUUCCGUGUGUAUAGUCAGGAGGUGUUGGAGCUGGGCCAUGGUGUGUGUUUCCUGCUGCUGUUGCCUAGCAGCGAGAGUGUGUGUUCGGCCCCGGGACAGGCCAACCCAUACACACCUCUAUCAGGCUUCCUCAACCUGCCGCUUCAGAUGUUCGAACUGGUCCACUUCUGUACGUAUAAGGAGCGCUUCAUCAGUCUCUACUGCCGCCUCUCCUCCGUGUUGGAGCUCGACGCCCUGAUUACCCAACAGGCAUUGCGGGAGGCCAUCACCGACCCGGAACUCACUAUCGCUAAGCAACGGCACCAGCACAUCACAGACUUUAUACAGCAUAUGGAUGAGAUCUGGCGUGACGUGCGCUGGCUAACGGAUGCUCUGCAGUAUGCGCGCUACAAGCAGCCGGGGGGCGGAGUCUCCAUAAGCAACCUCUUGCUAUUGGAUGGCUCAGAGGAAGCUACAAGCCUAUUGGAUGGUGCAGAGGAAGGCACCGCCCACAAGAGUGACUCCACCUCCUCCAAUACGGACUACGUGACCACGCCCUCGCCCUCGCCAAAACCACGACGCAGAAAAGCUACCAGCGAUUUCCAGACUGGUUCUGACGAGGAGGAGGGCUGUUCGGAGGUUUUCCUGCCGACAGACAGCGACUACGACUCCAGCGAAGCACUGAGUCCCAGAGACACCGACACACACACGCACACGCACACACACACUCGCACUCACACCCUCUUCUCAUCGGCGCAGGACUUAUCCCAGCAGACCGGGCAGGCCCUUAGUGGCUCCGCCCCCAACAUGCAGCUCAGCCAGUCACAUCACUCCCUCUCUGCUCUCCUCCAAUCACCAUCCGCCAUGACCCACUCGCCCUCUGCUGUGAGCCAAUCAAAUCACAGAACAACCCUAAGUCCCUCCCCUGUCUCAUCAAGGUCCUGCCUAGACCCCGCCUCCUUCUCCCGUCAACUUGACGACCUGUCAAUCAGCCCCUCCCCCUCGCCGUCGCCUUUGUCUCGCCUCCCAAAGUCCAACUUCCUGUACGAUCACAAGAGUAACGACCUGUCAAUCAACACGCAGUCCUCAUCAUCAUCAUCCCGUCACUUCCUGUCUGACCCUCCAAUCACGGCUAAGAGGAAGUUGUUGUCUAAGAGCCACCCGGCGCGCUCCCACACCUACUUCCCCUUCCGCCUGCAGAGUGACGUGGCCGGCAUCCAAUCAGCAUCGCAAGGCGUCUACACCUCCCUCCCCCAGAGCGAGCUAGCCGCCGCCCCCUCACUCGCCCUCGCGCUGCCAUUGGCUCCCAUAGGCUCCGGGUCCGCCCCUGUGCGUUCGCCCAGUCGGGAGCCCAAGCCCAGCGUCAGACGCAUCUUCGUGGAGCCAUGCGAGUCUUCGCAACAAGCCACUCCCACUCACCCUCGGCAGCUCAAGCCUAUUGGGUCGCCCGCUAGAGGCGGGGCUGGGGGCGGGGCUUCGAAACAGGAAGUGGUGCAGGAAGUGGACUCUGAUGAGCAGACGGACGAGCAGGUGUCAGAGAUCCUCAGCAGCACCCUCUAGGGGCCAGCAGCCGUCUGAACGCACACAGUCCAUUGGCUGGAUGUGGUCUAUUGAUGAAAAUGAAGACAUGUGAUAGGCCAGAUGUGGUCAUGUGAUAAGAGUGAAGACAUGUGAUAGGCCGGAUGUGGUCAAGUGAUGAGACUGAAGGCGUCUGAUUGGCAGACCUGUGCUCGUGGGACCCGUCAUGUGAUCAGGCUGAGCAUGCCUAAUUGGUUUGAACUGUGGUCACAUGAUCAGACUGGAGCUGCAUGAUUGGUUGUGCUGCGGUGAAGUGAGCAGCUUGCUGCCUCUAGUGGACACACGCUGGACACCACAUGACCUGUCAUGACACUAAACACUGGACUUAUGACAUGGCUGAACUGUAAUCAUGUGAUGAGACAGCAGACAUCUUAUUGGUUGACCUGUGUAGUGGACACGCACUGCCAUGUGAUCGCACAGGACACGCUUGAUUGGUUGAAUGUGGUCAUGUGAUGAGACUGGAGAUAUCUGAUUGGGUUGGCCUGUGGUCGACUGAGCAGGAAGCACAUGUCCAAUUGGUUCACCUGUGGUCACGUGAUCUGUCAUGUGAUCAGACUGAAGAAAUCCGAUUGGUUGAGCUGUGGACUCGCACUGCCAUGUGAUGAGAAUAGAUACCCCUGAUUGGACAAUCUGUGCUCAUGUGACCUGUCAUGUGAUCAGACUGAACAAGUCUAAUUGGUUGAACCGUGGUCAUGUGAUGAGACUGGACACUGCUAAUUGGUUGGAACUGUGGUCACGUGAUCAGAUUGGAGCUGCAUGAUUGGUUGUGCUGUGGUGAAGUGAGCAGCUUGGACAAGCAUGAUGGCAUUCAUUCAUAUGCCCAGAUUCAAAACGCCCGAUUGGUUAUCCUUUGUGUCACGUGAACGAACUACAAACUCACACGGACACAUGAUUGGUCGCCCUGAGGUCAGGUGAUUGAUCAUGUGACUGCUGUGAUUGUGUAGAGAUAGCGCCCCACGAUCCACUUAUCAUGCAACAUGACUUUUGCAAAAGCAAUCAUCUCCUCCUGAAUUACACUCUGAUAACUACAGUUCUAAUGAUUGUCAUGUGAAACUGCUCUGGAGUGCAUUUCUCGAAACCAUAGUUGCUAACCACGUUGCAUUUUCCCAUUGACAACUACCCAAGUUGCUAACUGGCUAACAACUACACUUUCGAGAAACGCACCGCUGUGUUGUGACUGGACCUUAAGUUGGCCCAAAAUUCAAGUCUUUCACGGGGCACAAAAUUUCUGGCAGCUCCCCUACCCAUAAUGCAAUGCAGAAUCGGAAUCUGUGUCCCAUAGGAAAGAGUAGUGUCGUGCUAUGUAAAGUGGAAUUCAGAAAAGAGUAGUGUCGUGCUCUGCAGAGUGGAAUUCAGAAAAGAGUAGCGUUGUGCUAGCCUGAUUAUCAUUGACUUUCAAAUCUCUUCGAGACUUGGUCUGACCAACAGCAUAACAAUUAACAUUUCCCAAACGGCAUUUCCCAAAUGGCCUCCCUUGGUUUACUAAUGAUUUUUUGCUUCCCAACAAAGUGGGAGGAGUUCCCGUAUUUGAGGGAACUCAGAAAAUACUUGCAUUGACUCUUAACCUGACUGGUAGCAACGCUGAAGCUGUUGCGUCACUAGGAGGGCACGACCUGGCUAGUGUUGUGCUAUGUGAAGCUGAGUUCCCAUCCUAUUGUGCUAUUGCCACGUUUAUGUUGCUUGAUAAGUCGAUCACGGCCAUAAGUGUUGUCAUGGGUACUAUAGCCCCUCCCCCCACCAAGGCAUGUUGUAUGGCACUGCAUCUUACUAUGGAGCUUUCAAAACUAACUAACUAAUGAACUUCAAUGCAAACAACACAAAGACUGUAAAUACAAACAGCGUAACAACAGUAAAUACUAAACUAUGUAACGAGGGAAGUUGCUGGUCAACUCAUCUGAGAUUCUCAAACACCAUGGCAACGACUGUUAUACAUGUUCAUCAAUGCAACAACACAUCUAAACACACACACACACACACACACACUAAUGCUGUCUGCCUGUCUGUCUGUCUGUCUGUCUGUCUGUCUGUCUGUCUGUCUCUCUCUCUCUCUCUCUCUCUCUCUCUCUCUCUCUCUCUCUCUCUCUCUCUCUCUCUCUCUCUUUCUAAUGCUCUCUCUCUGUCUCUCUCUGUCUGUCUCUCUCUUUUUAAUGCGCUCUCUCUCUCUCUCUCUCUACUUCUCACCAUACGUUGACAGCAGAAGCAGCUAUGGAAUUAAAACAUGCGGACAUAUUGUUGGCUUUACUUUAAAUGGGGACGAGUGACAAACGCUACAGGGAACUGAAGUCCAACGACUAGAAUUGAAUGUUUGAAUGUCUCAUAUCACACAAGUGACUGGAGGUAUGUGAUUGGUUGACCUAUGGUCGACUGGGCACAAAGCACAUGUCUUAUUAGUUCACCUAUGGUCACGUGAUAUGUCAUGUGAUCAGACUGAAGAAAUCUGAUUGGUCCAGAAUUUAAUGUUUGAAUAUCUCACAUCACACAAGUGACAAAAGUGAGCUGAAAAUGGCUUUAAAAGCAGGGGUGUCAAACUCAAAUUAACAGAGAGGUCUAAAAUCAAAAUCUGGAACGAAGUCACAGGCGGAACGCAAUAUUUAUUUUUAAAAAUGGACGAAAAAUGGGUGUGCUUGCACUUAAUACUCAUAGUUAAAUAUCACACACACACACACACACACACACACGUUCAUAUACCGUAAGGUAGUUCAAAUGUGUCUUCACAUAUUGUGCCUGGGCCCGUCAUAUUCCUGUAACACACCCAAUUUCAUGUUCAAGUCUUGUUAUGCUAAAAAAUGAAUGGUGUAUGUGGGCCAACUGUAAUACGUAUUUGAAAUGAUCUCGUGGGCUGAAUAAAAUGACUCCGUGUGACAGAUUUGACCUGAGUUUGACGUCCCUGUUUUACAGUGUUAGUCACUCCUGAUGUGAACACACACAUACAGACACACACACACACACACACACA